This is a messenger RNA of Plutella xylostella (diamondback moth), 1852 nucleotides long. NCBI's taxonomy places the organism in Eukaryota, Metazoa, Arthropoda, Insecta, Lepidoptera, Plutellidae. The record is from RefSeq and is a predicted model, not a curated record.
GCUGUAUCGUUUUGGAAUUAGUGACUAUAAUGUUCUUUUUAUCAAACCAAAUAAACUUUCAACAAUGCAAGGAAAAGGAAUAAAAAUUUCUCUCUUUAUAAUCACCUCUAUACUUACUGCAAAAAGAACUUAAUGAAUCAGGAAAAGCUAAAUCAGUUUUACGCCAGAAGUUGAAUGAAUAACAAAAUUUUGAUUAAUUUAUUCAUGUUAUGAAAGAAUGUUCUUCAAAAUUAUUUUGUUUUCGUUUUUUGGUACGAUUGUUCAUGGUAAACUUUCCAAAGAUGCAUUUAAAGGACAAUGUAAGUACAUUUUUGAAGUACCUAGGUAUGUCUGAGGGUAUCCAUAUUGUAUUCGGUAAAGUACUUAAAGGCUUUAUAGCAAUUGCAAAAAUCAUGGCAUCAUAACUGAGCACCUAUUUAUUCUUAUAAAAAUUGUGUUCGAAAGUGUAAAAAGGGAGAGAUUCAGGGUGGCAUAUUAUCAACGACACUUGUUCUACGCCAUUAGAAAAAAAACAGGCUUCUACAGUGCUAACUAAGUAUCCCUUCUAUGACUAUGGUUCUGUACUUCUGCAUCCAGAUUGCACGGACCCUCGCACGAACAUGAGGCACGAGGCGUACUCGGAGUGGGCGGACGCGUACUCCUGCUCUCGACACCGCUGCCAGCCGGGGGGGCGCAACCUCGCCAUCUACACCGUGGGAUGCAAACGCGUAGAACCUCCAGAAUCAGCGAUAGAAUGCGAAGAGGUAGUUGAGGAUACCAACAUGCAGUUUCCAUACUGCUGCACACGACUGAGAUGCCUGGUGGUGGUCCGAGGGGAGGUCUGGACGCGAGUGCUUGGUCAGCCGUGGGAGAAGCUGCCGUCAGCCCCCUGGAGCCACAUGUACAAAAUGAAGAAACCCCCUCCGCAAGACGAGCAGCCCGUGGACUUGAAAAAAGCCGACAUAGGCCCUGUGUUUGAGCUCUCAGAAAGUGAAAAGGGUACUUUCAGGAGUAAAUCAUUGAGGAAAAGUAAUCCGAGUGACUAUACGGGAAAACCUCAGAUAAAGGAAUCUGAAAACUUGAUGCAGGAUCUUAUGAUGAACACAAUGUACAAUAACUCUUUUGAAAAACCAAAUAAAUCCCGCAGAAAAUAUGAGCAUCCUCCAGCCGAUGACGAAAUAGCGGUAGACGAUGACGCCCUAGCUGAGAAACAAGAAAAGCAGGAACCAUUCUGGCAGCUUGAUGAAGAAGGAACAAGAAAAUCACAAGACGAUACUGGCGGAGCAAACGAUGAUUUUAAGAUGAACCGUAAUGAGGACCAUACCCCACAAGAAGAGGAGGAUCAACAGAACAGCGUGGUGGGGACAUCCCCAAACUUGCAGACCCUAGUAGACGCCAUUGGGUCGAGAAUGCGGGGCAUUGAAAGCGUGGUCCAGAAGAUGAGCAAUAAAGUGCAGAAGAAAAAGGAGACUUUGGCCACAUCGGAAUUGAAGUUGUCCAAGGAUCGGAGGACCAAGUACCUCCCCAUAGCAACAGACUUCAGCACGGAUCCUCCAUUAUUUGAACCGGCAGAACCAGUUUACAUGGCACCAGUACCGACUGAGGGGACUCGCCGUAGAAGCAUCGUACGGAAGUUAAUAGUCGAUACUUCAGAUGAAACUGAUAAUCAACGCAAAAAGCACAAGCAAAAACAUGUGAAGAUCAUAAAGAUGGCCAAAAAACAUCAUAAAGCUGAUAAAACGGACAAACGCAAAAGAUUUAACAAAAUUCAUUUGAAUUCGGUGGAGGAAACUGGGGGAACGUCGGUGGAUGAUAGCCAGCAGGAGUAAACAAAAUUAUUUAUUAAUAAACUGUUUAGGUGUAAGGUGUUUUA